Messenger RNA from Lingula anatina, 2497 nucleotides. Its product is annotated as leucine-rich repeat-containing protein 58-like. Gene Ontology annotation, molecular function: protein binding. Lineage: Eukaryota; Metazoa; Brachiopoda; Lingulata; Lingulida; Lingulidae. The record is from RefSeq and is a predicted model, not a curated record.
UUGGCCUUAUUUGUUGACCUGAGCUCAGGCAAAAUUUUCAUUGGCCAAUAUUGAGUUUAGUCAUGAACUAGACACAUGCUUCCGGUAAAUUGUCCGAAGGACUUUGAUACACAGUAUUACUGCAAAAAUAUCUGCCUAUCGUGAAAACUAAGGGAACUGAAGGACGGAAAACACGUCAAGGGCAAAUCAGCCUUACGAAAAGACGAGGUUGUAUAACUUGGAAUAAUUGAAUCUCCAUAUAAUUUAGCCGUCCAACGAUGACAGCUUCAGAUUUAAAGUAGUCAGGAGAAUUCUUUCGUCUUUUGGUUAUAGAAAAAAGAAAUAAUAUGUCAGGUCAUCCUGUACGGCGUUAUUAAAGUAAUCCAGGCCUGAUCGGAUAUCCAAACGGAGAAAGUACCAAGUUGUCGUUAAAAUGGAGACUUUGGACUCUGAAGCGUCAGACGAUCUGUCUUACUGUGAUUUAGACAGUUUCCCGGAGGUGCUCUUAGAAAGGUCCAAAGAAAUCCAAAGCUUGCAGCUGAGCCACAACCAGAUUACCAUUCUACCUCGAAGUAUUGGUGCUUUUGUUAACCUUAUCGCCUUAGAUCUCAGCAACAACGGUUUAUCCUACAUCAGUGAUGAAAUUAUACAUUUAAAACAAUUGAAAACAUUGAUUGCACGCAAUAAUGCAUUGGACCAGGCAGCCUUGCCGAAAGAAUUUGCAGUAUUAAAUAAUUUAGAGGUAGUGAAUUUUAGUGGGAAUAAUUUUUCACAAUUUCCCCUACAACUGACUCAGAUGCCAAGUCUUCGGAGGGUCUACCUUGGAAGUAACCGUUUGCAGUCUGUGCCAAAUGAUAUCAAAUUUAUGAUAGGAUUAGAAAUACUGUACCUAGGGGGCAACAAUUUGACAGAAAUCCCAGCAGAAAUUGGCCAUCUGUCACAGCUGACAGCGCUGAACCUGUGCGACAACAAGCUUCAGAGCCUGCCCCCAACACUAAUGAACCUCCAGAAGCUGCAAUCACUCAGCCUUCACAACAACAGCAUUUGUGUGCUUCCACAAGAAAUUGUGGCCCUGGACUUGGUUGAGCUAAGCUUGAGAAAUAACCCUCUGGUGGCAAGAUUUGUACAAGAUUUGGUGUACAAGCCGCCAUCUUUGUUGGAGCUUGCUGGGAGGGUGUUGAAGACCAAGGCUGUGCAGUAUGAAGAGAGCGAAGUUCCCAGAAAUCUAGUGGAUUAUCUUGCAUCUGCCCAGAGUUGUGUUAAUCCAAGAUGUAAAGGUGUUUACUUCACCUCCAGGUGGGAGCACGUGAAAUUUGUGGACUUCUGUGGGAAGUAUCGUGUGCCCCUGCUACAGUACCUCUGUGCCCCUAACUGCACCCCUGCCAGCCCCCUAGUGAGCCUCUCUAGCAGUGACUCCGAGCCAGAGGAUGACAUCCCUGUAGUAAAGAUGAAGAAAGUGUUGCUGGGUUAAAAUGCAAGACAAUACAAAAUGGUGCAUCCAAGAUAGGAUAUAUACAUAUUUAUGUUUUUUUUUUUUUUUUUUUUUUUUUUUUUACUAAAAGACUAAGUGUAUUCUGCUGUAUUGAAAUAUUGCUCACAAGACUGCAAGUAUUGCUAUAAACAAAUGCUAUCCUAUAUGAUGGCUUAUUGCUAAGUUAUAUUUGUAUAAUUGCACAAAAAUUAAACAAGUCAUAAUUUUUUAUAAUGAUUUUUUUUUUGUUAAUGGGUGUAAAUUACAGGAUUACCUCUAAAUUUUGAACAUGGAGGUCAUUUGGACCUCUCCUGAAAGAACAUGAGGUCAUUCAAAAUGUGAGGCAGUGUAUCAGAAAAACGGGUGGAUUUUUUUUUGUGAAUUUUUCAUGACAGUGUGUCAGCCUCAUAGUUGUACUGUGAAAGUACUGUAAAAGUCCAUGGACAGUGUGUCAACUUCAUGACAGCGUGUCAAGCUCAUGGUUGUAUCGUAAAAGUUCAUGGACAAACUGUAGGCUGAUCAAAAUGUUUUAAAUCUAGAGAAGAAGGCCAGUAUUCCACUGUGAGAUAUCUAGUCACAGAUUGGUAAAUCUAGUCGCAGACAAGGAGAGGUGAUGAUAGCUGAACACUUUGAACUGGACUGGAGUGGAUAUUGAAUUGUACGACUUUCAGUUCUUGUUGACUGUGCUUCCAGUAAAAUAUUGUUAAGUUGGGAAGCUUAUUGAGCUUUUCAGCUCAGUUUUACUCUACUUUAUUUUAGAAAUGAAGUUCUUCCUUGCCAUAUCUAAUUUGACACAUUGCCAGAAAAUUAAAGUAUUUCUCUUUAUCACUGUUGGAGUGACAGUGUUACCAAACAUGACUGUCCAGUUAGGCUUAUAUUGCUGCCUGCAGUACUCCAUUUAAACCACUGUAUUUUUACUGAUAAUUAUGAUCAUAUAUAUUUCUUGACAUAUGUAACAAAUAGAUAAAUAACCUAAGGUGAAUAAAAUUAUUUAUCAUAUAUUUUGUGUCCGCGGUCAUAAAUCCAAACCAUGCAAUUUUAUGCUCA